Molecule: messenger RNA, 2560 nt
Organism: Durotheca rogersii
Lineage: Eukaryota; Fungi; Ascomycota; Sordariomycetes; Xylariales; Xylariaceae
Exons: 4
Coding region: 133-2190 (685 amino acids)
Source: RefSeq, a predicted model, not a curated record
GUAGGGAGUUACAUUCAUCCCAUUGCACAUGCUAGGGCUGGGUAUCCUCAUGGGUUGUAGCAUGCCUAGCGGUAAAAUCAGUUAUCAUUUAUUGACCAUUACGUAGCCUUACUGCUUACAGGGCUACAACCUAUGAACAGAAUAUUACCCCGUUGCUGGCUUUUUCCCGUACCUUCAGUUAUCUUGGCCCUCUUCGGCGAACAGUUUGCGACGCAGUUUACCAGCCAAAGUAUGACAUGGAUCGACCACUUGAUAUUCGCCAUGGUUCCGCUUGGCAUCGUCACAGUUAUCUCUGGCGCCAUUCGUGUUUCGGGACCGCGGAUGGCAAAGGCGUUUAUCGGUCGUGCGAGAGAAAACCGCACACUCGCCGAGAUUGAACUGAUGUCGUCGAUUUCCGCAGAGGUGUGCGAGAUGUUCAAUGGCAACUCGAUCGUUCGGGUCAUGGGAAAGCCCAAAACAGCGCAUUUUCUCCUCUUCCCUGAGCUCGACGACAUACUAAGGCACCAAAAAAACAACGCCUGUUCCAGUCAGAGUCUUGAGGACUCUUGUGGUAUCCAUACUAUUGGGAGCGCCUAUCGUAAGGGACUUAUGGUACGAGAAACGUAUCAUAGUGAGAGUUAUCAUUUUAUUAUCCGUCUAAUAAAAGCGGCUCUCAAGAACCCAGCCCCAGUCCUUAGCAGCUUGGCCACGAAUUACACGAAUUUCAUCUGUGGUCUCCUUAGAAUAUUCCCACAGCGUACUAAGGAAUUAAAUGUUGAGGAAGGGAGACCUGAGCAAUCAAGGCCCGAGGAACUUAGGCUUGGGGCACCAAGGCUUGAGGAGCCAAGGCCCGAAAACAAGUCCCAGGAAAGGAAGCCUACGCAACUCCAAGGGCCCACAAGCUAUCCCGAUCCACCAAAUAUCCAAAUAAAUCUAGUAUCGGGAAAUUUUGGCCGAAAAUUGUGGUUCGAGCAAGCUGAACUAAUCGGUGCUUCCCUUGUGGCUGUCACAAUACAGCUGGGGCUGAUUGCCAUUGCCGCCAUUACUGUGUUCCACCCGGAAGUGAGAAGCGCAAUUGGCACAGACCCUGAAGCGUAUGGGUUUUCUUCCUAUGCCGCUGGCUCAAUUCUGCUUUCCCUUGGCAUAGGACUUUGUUCAUGUUCAAUAGAACAAAGCACUACUGAGUUCACCUGGAAGCUCAAAGAGGAUGACAACACAAAUGACCAGCAGGACGGCAAGACAAACGACCAGAAGGACGAUGACGGGGGCAAAGGGACGGACAACAAGACAUGCGAUAAUAAGGAAUCGACCAAACCGGAGAACAUUGGUAACCCUAAUAAAUAUCCACGACUGAUAUUUAUUCAGCAGGCGCAGACAGUGCAGGAUAUGAAGUUUGACUCUUAUGUGAUUCUUGCUGGUCAAAAACGUCACAUCCUCACGUCUAAUAGAAAAGAAGAUGCCGAAACUGACGUAGAACCACCAUUGGAAAGAAAGAGCCCCAGCCACGAAAACGACACGGAAAACAAGACGAAGCCACCACCGGAAACCCCUAAACCUAGCAGGAAUCCCGCCACGGAACUGGCUACAGAAAUACCACCAGGAAGAGGCAUUCGGGACCGUAAGAACUACAAGGAAACUGUCAUAGAAGCAUCAUCACCAGGAGAGCACGGCUCUGGUUCUAAGAAAUCAUUUUCUACGCAGGAGAAUCCCAAGGCAGGCGGAAAUUGGCUACGGCAAGCAUUCAGUCCUAGGAAAAGAUGGGAGCUUUUAACCCUCAUCGCAACCCUUACGUCCGUCGUUGGAUUCAUAGCACAGUUCAUAGGUCUUCGCGGCCUUACAUACCCAUGUGCUAUUGCCCAGCUACUGGCCAUAUGUUCGAUGGCCUUCAUCCGCGCAUGGAUUCGAAGAAAAGUCGGUCGCGUCCCAAGACAUUCUCUCGCAUCGCCUGGCUACGAACUAGACUUCCUGGCUGUUCAUAUCGUUUUCUGCCCCAAAUUCCGCGACCCCGACCAAGAUCUUCCAGAGAAGGACUGCUUGCUAAAACAUCAACCCCAUGACCUCAUUUUGCGAUGGGGAGUUUCGACACCACGACUUAGCGAGAAUAACAAGAAAUAUUUUAAGUUCAUCGGAGGAUUAGCAUCGCACCAUAUCCGGGUGAUCAAGACGAGCUUGCGAAAUGUUUCCAGGAUGCAACGAGCCAGAAUCUGCUAAAAGUACGGCAAAGGCUUGGGGAUCUCUGCCAGUGGAAGUCUAUGGCCACCGAGAGUGCCCUAGCUUUAGCACUCUCCAUCGAGCUUUUUAUGAACACUUUCUUCCCCAAUACGAAUGAUGGCAAAGGUGGGCAGAAGUUACAGUGGACUCUGGAUACAUUCAAGCCAUUCGGGAUUUGCGGUUCGAAUGAAGAUACAAUCGACAUACCAGUGCAAAAAGACAGUCCUGACAGGCCGUGGAAGGUUGAUCUAGGGGUACUAGAAGCUGUCAUGUCACUCUGGAUGGCUAGCAUCAAUAUCGGAACUGAGGCAAAAAACAAGAAAGUCAUUGAGGAGUCCAGUGCUAAGAACACCGGAGCAGGGGGGCGGGG